Vicia faba (fava bean) is the source of this 1380-nucleotide messenger RNA. Lineage: Eukaryota; Viridiplantae; Streptophyta; Magnoliopsida; Fabales; Fabaceae. The record is from the annotation of a GenBank genome assembly.
AUGGAACCCUCUCAACAAUCCAAAUCCAUCGAUUCCUCCAUCAAAGACCCACUAUUGAUUCCUGAACCCUCAGAUCUCAAUCACGUGACCCAGCUUGACGAGGAGCUUCAAAACAAGUUGGAUUUGAAAGAUGAUGACGAAAUUCAUGAGAAAGGUUCAAACUUUGAAGUUGUUGCUGUAGAAUCUGAAAAGGGUCAAGAGUGUCAUAAUGAUGAUGGUUGGAAUGGUGACGAUGAUGGGUGGAAUGGGGAUGAUGAGGUGAAUGACUGGGUGGAGAAUGUGAAUGAGAAUGUUGUUGUUAGUGGAGAAGUUGAUCAAGUGGAGAACAAGGAUGAAAGAAGCAAUGGUAAUGGUAGAGCUGAACUGUACCCACUGAGGCCUGAAGCUGAAGACUGUUCCUUUUAUCUCAAGACUGGGACUUGCAAAUUUGGAUCCAAUUGCAAGUUUAAUCACCCUCUUAGGAGAAAAAACUCGGCUUUUAAAGAGAGAGCGGGAGAAAGAGAUGAAUUGGAGAAAAGAGCAGGCCAGACAGAAUGCAAGUAUUAUUCAAGGUCAGGGGGUUGUAUGUUUGGAAAGGAUUGUAAAUUUGAUCACACUAGAGGAAAGUAUUCAGCCGUCCAAGUUUUAGAGUUUAACUUCCUCGGACUACCUAUUCGUUUGGGUGAGAAAGAGUGUCCCUAUUACAUGCAAACUGGCUCUUGUAAGUUUGGAGCAACCUGCAAGUUUAAUCAUCCUGAUCCGACAUCUGUUGUAGGAUAUGAUUCCACUUCAGCAUAUGGUAAUGGAAGUUCUAUUUCAUUACACAAUGUAUCACAGACAUCUUCUACCAGAAAAUUCAAUGAAACUGCUCCAUUUGUGCCAAUCAUAAUUUCACCGACUCCGGUGGUUUCUCCUCGAAGUUCUGACUGGAAUGGAUAUCAGGUACCUGUCUAUUUAUCAGAGAGGGGUAUGCAUCCACCUGCACCAUAUGCCGUGAACAACCCAGCUAUUGAAACAAAUGUUCAUAAGCACCGUCAUAAGCAGACGUCUGUUGAAGAGUUUCCAGAAAGACCUGGUGAACCUGAGUGUAGUUUCUUCUUAAAAACUGGGGACUGCAAAUUUAAGUUCCAUUGCAAAUUUCACCAUCCAAAGAAUCGGAUUACAAGAUCACCUCCUUGCAACCUAAGUGACAAGGGUCUGCCUUUGAGACCUGGCCAGAAUGCAUGCACGCAUUACAGCCGAUAUGGAAUUUGCAAGUUUGGACCUGCCUGUAAGUAUGACCACCCGAUAAACAUGCCGCCCCCGACUAUGCCUGGACAUUAUCAACAACCCUCUUACACAAACUCAGCAAGUGUUGAGGAGGCAGGAAACGGAGGUGCUAGUGAUGCAAAAAGUCAAUAG